Molecule: messenger RNA, 1514 nt
Organism: Rhinichthys klamathensis goyatoka
Lineage: Eukaryota; Metazoa; Chordata; Actinopteri; Cypriniformes; Leuciscidae
Gene: selenou1a
Product: selenoprotein U 1a
Exons: 6
Source: RefSeq, a predicted model, not a curated record
AAAGGUUGGCUAAACUCACCCUGGAUGUUGCAAUGGCCCUCAUGCGACUGCGGCCCAUGUGUUUGACCUAUUUGUCGCCAAGAGGAAGAAUUUCUCUUAGUGUAAAUUGCAAUGUCAAGUACAGAGUUUCUGUGUCCCAAUCUCCCCCGCAUCUAGCCAUUAAUAAGAUAGUCGUAACGCAUAACCUCCCACUGACCAUCUCUACAUGCCGACCACCAUUCAAGACAUUAGUGUUUCCCACUUCUGUCAUCAACACUAUAUGCAUUCGUGCUAUUUCAACAAACCGGCACUUCUCGAGGGAAAGCCAGAACAGCCAGUCUUCCUUUAGUAAGACAAAAGUGUCAUCAUCCAUCCUGGAGGGUGAGACUCUUGCCAUGGGCAUGUGGUCACUAGGUCUUGGAGCUGUGGGGGCCGCCAUCGCCGGCUUAAUACUUGCAAACACUGACUUCCUGCUGACUAAACCGGCACCUGCUACUGUAGAGUAUCUUGGGAAUGCUGACCUCAAAACCAUCGACAGUGAUGAGAGGACGUUAAAAGCGAAAAUUCUCUGGGAGAGAUCUGGUGCAGUGAUCAUGGCUGUCCGGCGACCUGGAUGAUUUUUGUGCAGAGAGGAGGCCUCUGAGCUGUCCUCUCUGAAGCCCCAGCUGGAUAAGCUCGGGGUCCCUCUGUAUGCCGUUGUGAAGGAGAAUAUAGCUACGGAGAUUCAGGGCUUCAGGCCUCAGUUCGCAGGGGAAAUUUUCUUGGAUGAUAAGCAAGCAUUUUAUGGGCCACAACAGAGGAAGAUGGGUGGGCUUGGUUUCAUUCGCUUGGGAGUCUGGCAAAAUUUUAUAAGAGCCUGGAAGUCGGGUUACCAGGGCAACAUGAAUGGAGAAGGUUUCAUCCUGGGAGGGGUGUUUGUCAUCGGAUCUGGCGAACAGGGGGUUCUCCUAGAGCACAGAGAAAAGGAGUUUGGAGAUAAAGUCAGCUUAGAGUCUGUUUUGGAAGCCGCUAAAAAAAUUGUGGUAGAAGAGUAAAUGUUUGAUCAAAAUAGAGUUCUCCCUUGUCACAAUCCACCUCAUCUCACUUACCGUAAUGCUACUAAUGCUGUGAAUGGGGAAAAGCUCAGGUUAUGUAAAAUUGUUAGUACUGACUGGUACACUUUAAGAGCUAAGUGAAAUAACGUCACAGAGUUGCAUGUGGCCUCAUUUUAAUUCUGGUGCUUUAGAACUUACAAUUGAGAGUAAUGUUGUGUUAAGUAAUUUUUUUUUUUUGCACUUUAGAAAUAGUUUGUCAUGAACCAUUGUAUUGUUGUUUUUCACCUUACUGCGUUCCUUUUGGUUGCCUGCUGCCACAUGCCACGUGGUUUUUGGUGUUAUGUGUUUUAAUGAUAGUCUGACUCCAAACUCCAUGUUGAAAGAGCAGAUUUGAUGCCAACACAUGCCUAGAUACCCUCUGGUUUUUGGUCAGUGAUCAGCCAGAGGUUCAGCUGCGGGUGGACUGGACACAAUGAACAAUAAACAUGUCACCUCCAAAUA